Messenger RNA from Aspergillus ruber CBS 135680, 818 nucleotides. NCBI's taxonomy places the organism in Eukaryota, Fungi, Ascomycota, Eurotiomycetes, Eurotiales, Aspergillaceae. The record is from RefSeq and is a predicted model, not a curated record.
CGGAAAGUUUCCUUCCUUCGGCGUGUCUUGCGGUUUGACACCGACAGUGGAGUUGUUGCCCGUUAUUCUGGCUUUUUAUAGGGCUGCUUCAGGAAUGGGGCUCGGUCUCGGGUCCUUGCCGUGGCCGACGGUGGUCUGAUACGGUGAUUACCUAAAUAAGGGGCAUAGAGAUAAACUUGAUAUUAUUUGAGUGUUACUUCUCUGACCUAUAAGCCAAUAUAAAUUUCAGCUAUAAUACCCUCAUAGAACAUUAUCGAUUGGUAGUCAAAGUUGAGGUUUAUUUUUUGUUGGGGUGCUGCCAAGACUGACGUCGGUUAUCAUCCAGCAUUGGUUAUGGAGUAUAAAUCUUGGCAUAGCAACCACUAGCAUGCAUGCAUAGGCUCACAAACCCAGUUUUACCUCAUACACUAUUCUCUUAUACUAAAUGGCUGGUACAUACGACCAUAGGGUGUGGAGAACAGGGCUUCCCGUCCGCUCAGCCGUACUUAAGCCACACGCCGGCCGGUUAGUAGUUGGGUGGGUGACCACCAGCGAAUCCCGGCUGUUGUAUGUUUUUUUCGUUUUUGCCUCGCUCACUCGCUACGCUCGUGAGUGAGCCUAUAACCUUGUAAGUGAAGUGAGCAUUGAACUUGGUGGAGUUCUCUGUUUUGAGAUGGAAACAGCAGGCCUGAUGUGCGACUUUUUAUGCCUUGUCGUACAGAGGAGUCUGACUGUGCAGAUUCGCAUGAGAUAAAGGGUGCAAAGAUAUGCUGCGGGAACAGCAGCAGCCUAUACUAAGAGCUGCAAUCUAAUUUCUAAAAAAAUAAAAUAUUUUGGUC